ACGGGCGAUUAGUAUAUUCCAACAGACAUGCGCAGAAUAGAAAACUCGUGUUGCCGAAAAAUCAAAAAUACUCAUUAAAUGUUUACUUUUAUAUUUGAUUUCUUUUCAACAAAAUGGUGAAACUCACAGCAGAACUUAUUGAACAGUCCGCCCAAUACACAAAUCCUUUACGUGAUCGAGAGUUAGACCUUAGGGGGUACAAAAUUCCUGUAAUUGAAAAUUUGGGAGCUACUUUGGACCAGUUUGACACAAUAGACUUUUCUGACAAUGACAUCAGGAAGAUUGAUGGCUUCCCAGUAAAGGUUGUGUUUUGGGGAAGAAAUUAUUUCAUUUUUUCACUGAUUGUUUUUGGCUUUGUUUGCAGACGAAUAGCAGAAGGGUUGGAACAAGGUAUACCAAAUUUAGAAACACUGGUGUUGACAAAUAAUGGUUUACAAGAACUGGGAGAUUUGGAUGCCUUAGAAUCUCUGAAAAAUCUUAAAUAUAUCAGUUUGAUGAGAAAUCCAGUAACAACAAAGAAACACUACAGAUUGUACGUGUUACAUAAAGUACCUACAUUACGAGUGCUAGAUUUUCAAAGAAUUAAACAAAAGGAAAGAGAUGCAAGUUUGAAAAUGUUUAAGGGCAAGAAAGGUCACGCAUUGGCAACAGAUAUUGGGAAGAAGAGUAAAACAUUUGUACCUGGUGAACAUUUACCUGAAAAACGAGCUGAUGGUCCAUCCAAGGAAGAUGUAGCUGCAAUUAAGGCUGCUAUUGCUAAUGCAAAGACAUUAGAAGAGGUAGAGAGACUAAACAAUAUGCUGAAGACAGGUCAAAUACCAGGCCGAGCUGCUCUCAACAAAAUAGCACGAGGUGAAGAUGAAGAGAUGGAAGUAAAUGGGACAUGAUUACCAUGGCAACAACAUUAUCAUACAUAGACAGUUUUAUCAUCAUCAUCAUCAUAAUCUUCAUCAUCAUUAUUAUCAUCUAUGCUAGUGCUAAAUGCUUGUCUGAAGUUUGUUAAAAUUGAGAAAUGAGGAAAAAAUCUAUUUAAGAUAGAUUGUUGAUGUCAUUCAUCAAUGAUAACAUUUUAAUUAUUUCUAUUGCAUUAUUGAUGAUUUUAAGGAAAAUUUAUGAUUGAAUGAAAUGGAGAUUUAGCGAAAGAAGAAAACAUAUUUUGUAUUAUUAUUAUUUCUUGAAGUUCUUGUAUUGGAACAGUUCAUUAUUUAUAUUUUACGUUACAUUUUACCUAAAAUUAGUCUGUGGGUAUAUGACAAGAUCAUAAACAAAACAUUGAAUUACAUAAGAAUGAUUAUUUACCACACAACUAUAUUGCAAGAUUUGGAUAAGAUAAAUGUGUAUAUAUUUGUGGGGAGUAAAUGAAUACUUCAGACUGGCAUUUGAUACUAAUGUGGUCUUUUUCUAUUACAAUGAUUUGAAACAAAACUAUCAGUUGUUAAAACUGAUAAGAAUGAUACACACUUAUUAUUGAAAAUCAAAAUUGAGCCAGAAAACAUUUAUAUUGAAGCCAUGCAUUAGGUUUUAUCUGAUAUUAUUAUAUUUGGAAGUAGCGACUCUUGUACUGCUGGACUAAAUCCCCAAAAGUAUAAUAUAUAAUCUAAGCAUGCGAUUGUUUUGAAUUACAUAAAUUUAAGUCUAUUCUGUUGAAAAAAAUAUGCUGUACGCAAUCCUAUCUUGGAUGUUGUUGAAUUAAUUAAUCCAAGUUCAGUUAUUUAUAAAAGGAACAUACUUUUUAUGAUAAAUGCUACUUUUCAACAAAAGAUUAAUGAAGUCAAGAUAAUUGAGUGUUUUCUGGCUAGCUGUAUAAUUUUUUCUGAUAUUUUGUAGUUAUCUAUACAUUUGUCUUGUGAAUAAAAAAGGUUGAGAAGCGA
Messenger RNA from Ruditapes philippinarum (Manila clam), 1871 nucleotides. RefSeq names its product U2 small nuclear ribonucleoprotein A'-like. Gene Ontology annotation, molecular function: protein binding; U2 snRNA binding. The record is from RefSeq and is a predicted model, not a curated record. Gene Ontology annotation, biological process: mRNA splicing, via spliceosome. The transcript is spliced from 8 exons. Bases 114 to 887 code for a protein of 257 amino acids. NCBI's taxonomy places the organism in Eukaryota, Metazoa, Mollusca, Bivalvia, Venerida, Veneridae. Gene Ontology annotation, cellular component: U2 snRNP.